Molecule: messenger RNA, 633 nt
Organism: Fonsecaea pedrosoi CBS 271.37
Lineage: Eukaryota; Fungi; Ascomycota; Eurotiomycetes; Chaetothyriales; Herpotrichiellaceae
Exons: 3
Coding region: 1-633 (210 amino acids)
Biological process (GO): mitochondrial electron transport, cytochrome c to oxygen
Source: RefSeq, a predicted model, not a curated record
AUGUAUCUCCGCUCCUUAACCCGUGCAGCUCGUGCUUCCACCAGCACCUCGACAGCAUGCACGCGAAUCACGUCUCCCUCGAUUCGAUGCUUCCAAUCCUCUGCGCGGUCCCUGGCUCCCACUUUUGCAGCUACCCAACAGCUCCCUCCCAUGACUAGCCAGUCCCAGAUGCGAUCGGCCCAUGCCAUCUCCAACCCUACGCUCGCUGGAAUUGAAAAGAGAUGGGAAGCAAUGCCUCCACAAGAGCAGGCCGAGCUAUGGAUGCAACUGAGAGAUCGUAUGAAGGUUGAUUGGAACGAGAUGACUUUGCAGGAAAAGAAAGCUGCAUGGUGGAUUGCAUUUGGACCUCACGGACCUCGUGCAGAGGUGCCCCCGGGCGAAUGGACCAAAGUCUGGCUUUAUACGGCAGUUGGCAUUGGAAUUUCGCUGGCUACAUUCAUGCUCAUCCACGGCAUGGCAAGACCCCCUCCACGAACCAUGACCAAAGAAUGGCAAGAAGCUACCAAUGAAUAUCUCAAGUCCGAGAAGAGCAACCCUAUGUAUGGUAUCAGCAGUGAAGGAUAUUCUGGUCCAGGCCACGUUCAAAGCAAGUCUGCUAAGGCUCAGGGCAUCAAGCUUGAACCGGACGAGUAA